Messenger RNA from Diaporthe amygdali, 855 nucleotides. RefSeq lists its product as uncharacterized. NCBI's taxonomy places the organism in Eukaryota, Fungi, Ascomycota, Sordariomycetes, Diaporthales, Diaporthaceae. The record is from RefSeq and is a predicted model, not a curated record. Gene Ontology annotation, molecular function: structural constituent of ribosome. The transcript has 4 exons. Gene Ontology annotation, biological process: translation. The coding region runs from base 1 to 855 and encodes 284 amino acids. Gene Ontology annotation, cellular component: ribosome.
AUGGCUAGCAAUCUCUCCAUCGCGCGGUGUAUGCGCACCUCUCCCUCGAUCUCGCGGCUCGCCAACAGCCUGCGCGCCCUCUACCUGUCCUCGUCCGCGUCGCGUCCGACCACCGCAAUCCCCCUUCCCCUCCGACCGCAGACAGACGUUCGCCAGGCUCGCUCCUUAUACCUGCCCUCAAGUACAGCAUCGAAAUGCGGCCUGUCUGUUGUAGCAAGGCCGGUGGCGAGGCCCCAAGCUGUGACAGCUCUGCAACACCAGAUCCGCGGAAUGAAAGUGCACAGCUCGAUCAAGAAGCGCUGCGAGCAUUGCAAGAUCGUGCGGCGGAAGAAGGGCAAGAGAGGAAACGGGUACCGAUACGUCAUCUGCAGCGCAAAUCCCAGGCACAAACAACGUCAAGGAUCCGCCGCAUGGCACAGCAUAGCAUACUGGAUGCGGACGGGGACACGGACGGCCGUGACCAUGGUCACGGAAAACCAUUUGAAGCACACACAUAUAGUGCACAGCAGGCGGCUCCAGGCUGUUGUACCGUCUUCAGAGACGGUCACAUUCCGUCAAUAUACCUCUCCAAUCCCUCCCACUGCGUCUUGCCCGUGGACAGGAGGUACCGAAUAUGUUGCUGUGGAGGUCUCGAUGUCUCUCAAUCUCUUGCCUCGCAAAGAGCCUCGUCUCGUUGCGGGUCUUGUGGUCGCUUAUUUUGCGGGUGCCACGCAAGACGGUCCGAUAAAGCGCCAGGACGCGGGAUCGCUGGAGGAACUGCAGGGCGUGCAGAGAGAACAUCAGCCUCGGGUGGCCAGCAUCAACCAGCACCAGCACCAGCUGGAGCCAGUGCGGAAGGCACACAUACGUACAUGA